Molecule: messenger RNA, 2122 nt
Organism: Hypoxylon trugodes
Lineage: Eukaryota; Fungi; Ascomycota; Sordariomycetes; Xylariales; Hypoxylaceae
Exons: 1
Coding region: 446-1570 (374 amino acids)
Source: RefSeq, a predicted model, not a curated record
ACCAUUUGUUGGAACCCAUAAACCCCUAGGGGGCUCUGUUUUCUGUAGAGGGAUCGCCAAUCUGUCAUCCAUGCCACUUAAAUGCUGCACGGUUGAUGUCACUCGUAAUUCCUUCCACUCUCCGGUACUUUAUUGCUGGUGCCUGCUUGGGCGUCCUUACUAAGUUCCGCUUGGUUGUAUGCACCGCACUGCAACAAGCUACCAUAGUUACACCACCAUUCUCUCACUCUCAUCUGGUUCCGCCCCCAUCAUUAUUCGAUAUACUCUCCCAUCUCACCUGAUUAUCCGGUUCUCCUCUUUCUCACUUUUUCUUCCACCUCCUUUCUAUCGACAACAACAUAACAAUAACAUUAUGCGAUGAUAUCUUCUUCCCUGUCCAAAGUCGAGCUCGGAUUGAAGAAACAAGCCGACAAGGGAUGAUGCGCCAUUGGUCAUAUUCUUACCUAUGCCAUCCUUAAAGGGCUUUUGCAGCCUCUGGUUGCCGCAAUGUUGGAGGAUAGUGCUUCCAGCCCUUAUACUUAUAUUCUCGUUUUUCUUUCUCGUUAGGAAUUUCGGGCCCGUUGAACAUCAUCGAAAACCAACGCAUGAUGGUUACAACCAAAUCGAUAUCGGCAACAGUCACACCGAUACACCCACCAACCAUGAUAGACAUAACCUUACGAUCAACCUGGUGUUGGCUACAAUGUCUAGAGACGACAUUUCCUGGACAGAAAAUAUAGACAUUCCUAACCUAAAUGUGAUCCGUUAUGUUAGCGAUGACCUGGACGCGGAUUAUCACCCACCGGUCGCAAAGAAGGGACGUGAGGCUCUCAUCUACCUCACCUACAUGCACGAUUUCUACGACGAUCUCCCGGACAUCACGUUCUUUACCCACGCAGAUGAGAGCCCAUGGCACAUGGAGAGCGAGUUGAACUCAUCCGUAACAUUUGCUAUGUCGCAUUUAGACCUCGCCCAGGUCCAGCAACGGCAGUAUUUCAACUUGCGCGUAUCAUGGGAGAAUGCGUGCCCCAACUGGAUCAAUACGACUAAAACCGAAUUGGACACGGGCAAGCUGGAGGAGAUUUAUAUGUGGGAAGCAUUCAGCGAGAACUUCGGCACGGAUGACGUCCCGGAAAUCCUUGCCGGGCCUUGCUGUUCCCAAUUUGCAGUUACGAAAGAGGCCAUAAGAAGGCGUCCAAAGUCUCAGUACAGAACAAGCAUGAAUUGGCUGGUGGAGACCCAUUGGGAUGACUACAUCACAGGAAGAAUAUGGGAACACUUCUGGUCGUGGCUCUUUCGAGGUGAAGCGGUGGAUUGCGCGAUCGAAUGGAAGACAUACUGCAGUAUGUAUCACGUCUGCUUCGACUCGGCGAGUAGGAACCGAGUUGUCAGCCUCAAAGAGGAGAAAGAGGAGCUGAAAAAUAAGUCCGGAUUUCUCGACAGGUUGUCGGACAUGCUAGGGGGAUAUAAGAAUAAGAAGCGCAUAAAGGAGAUCGAUGUCAUAUUGGAGACUGAACUCGAGAAAGCCCUCGAAAGAGGCCAGAGCGAAACAAGGCGGAUGGAGCUACUUUCGGAUCUUUAUACCACGUGAGGAAAUUUGAGUCCGGUCAGGCAGUCAGGUCGGAGGAGUUUUUUAUAUCCAAAACCCAUUCUAAUAAAAUAACAACAUUUAAUGAGCAUCAUCGUUAGUGAAGUAGACUAAUAUUUCGUGGGGAAACGAUGUCACAUUACCAGCUUCUAGUCUGAUUUGAUCGCUUCUCUUUUAGGGGAGGAGAUUAUUCUUUAGGGUGUUACCCCCGCAAACUAGCCAAGCGUGCUAGAUCUCAUAUCAUUACUGAUCUUGAUCUAGACGCGACUUCUAAAACAAGAACCUCGGUAUGGGAGAUGAAACGGCAUCUUCUCAUGGGAUGAAGUUCUAUUUAUUCUACGGCUCAAUUGAGAGCGAACGGCCCACUUCUCGUUGUUUUCGUCGGUUUAAUGAUACCGAUGGGAUGAUAGCGUAAUUGAGGCCCCUAGCAUAGGCGACCCGGUGAUACCUAGGAAAUGUUCGUACGUGCUUUCCACGUGUCGUUAGCAAACUCGAGGUAUGCAUCAAAGAGGCUCAUUCAAAGAAGAAUCGGGAUUCGAAGAUACCGGACUAAUG